UGAUUUUUAGGCCAAACUUGAAACUGAAACCCAUUAGUUCAAAUUUAUUAGUUUGUGUGCUGAAUUCUAGUCGACCAACUAGACAAGAUAUCAUUUUUCAAGGACCUCUACUGCGCGACCAAAUGCAUUUUAGCAUCGCGAAUGCACAGUGAUUGUCACAGGACACACGGACGUUAGAGACGUGUUUUUUACAUUCAUAAUCGAUUUCGAUUCGAGUUUUAAUCGUUAGUGGUUUUGUCGAAAGAGCAUCGCAUUGAAUUGAUGUGACAGCUUUUUGUGUGUAUCUUCGAGGGACCUAACCUCCAGGCAUUUUCAACCAGCAAUCAUCGCACGAUGCUCAGGUGACUAUUGGGUGAGGAUGCUGUGAGGAGCCGCAGCGAGAUGAACACGAUCCACGAGGAUGGGAGCGUGACUUCGGCGGCGGACAUGGAGAACAACAACACGAUCAAAUGUUCUCGGGUGCCCUCGACGGGGGUGGCGGGGGGCGAUUCGGGGGACGAGACCCGAGGGCGCGCGGCGGCCGAGACGACGAGCUGCUACGACAGCAGCGAGCCCGAGUCGGGGAUCGGCUCGUCCCGGCAGAACCUGGAGGAGGACAAGACGACGACCGACGACGAGGAGAGGCUCAAGCUCCAGAGGGCCGCCACCGCCGUCGCCACCACCGUCAACGAGAAGCGGCCCACCACUGGAUUCAGGGAUGAUCGCUCCGCACAGCUCAAGCAGCAGGGUGGACGACAGAUAAGCCGUCUCGCAGAGGGUCUCCCGCGGUCCUCGUCCGAGGCCAGAAUCAGGGCCCCCUCAAUGGCGAAAGGGAUGGGGACCCCCGCAGGGCGCGGGCCACUUCGAAAGCCGGACUUUUUCACCCAACAGGGCACCGUAUCUCCGCUCUCAAAGCACCGUAUGCAACACAAACGUCAAGUCACCAGUGCCGAUCUCUACAACAAGAAAAUCCCUGGAGGCACGCUCAGUCGACAAGCCACAAGCGACAGCCUCUUCACAACAUCUGCGUCCAUGCAGUUACAUGGGGAUGCUCCGCCCUUGUUACGAAAAGACUCCAAACAAAACUUGUACCAAAAACAACAACUUAGUGACAGCAAACUAGGAAAUAAAAGGUACCUCCUAGGAUCGAGUUCAACCGGUAGCGAAUUAAGCUUACAGGCAAAAAUGCUUCCUUAUCAUUCGCAGCUAAACAUACCGUUUUCCAAUGGGCCGUUUUCAGGCAGUAGGAACGAUAACAGAGGAUCUCAAUUUUCAUUGUCUAGCUAUCCUUUCCGCAAUGACUGUGAACACAAUAACCUAUCGAUGUAUUCACAGAGCAAUUCUCAUUUAGAUGAGGAGCAGCGAGGAGAAGACAGUCAAGGGUUGACUUGGCGGCGACUUCACAUGAGCCGUGCCAAACUUAAGGCAACAGCCACCACCUCUGAACUUCUCUCCGGUUUUGCAAUGAUAGCAAUGGUGGAACUCCAAAUAAACGAACCUACCAACGUGCCAGAAUGGCUGUUCAUAAUGUUCUCAAUCUGCACUACCAUCUUAGUCGCCGUGCACAUUUUCGCCCUGAUGAUCAGCACAUACCUCCUGCCGAACAUAGACGCGAUCAGCAAGCUCCAGUCGACGAAACUGGUCAAAGAAUCGCCCCACGAGCGAAUGCGCGGUUUCGUCGAGCUCGCGUGGACCUUCUCCACCGUUUUCGGACUCUUCCUAUUUUUGGUGGAGGUGGCAAUACUGUGCUGGGUCAAAUUCUGGGACCACUCCAUCAACGCCGCCAUCGCCGCGACCAUCAUCGUCAUCCCGGUUCUGGUGAUUUUUGUAAUUUUUGUAUUUUACUUCUAUCAUAAUUUAGUCGCUUUUAAGUUCAAGGCGUCCGUGUCCGACGUGAAAGAGCUCGAGGCCAUGAAGAAAAAAUUGGACGAUGCCUCGCCUGCGUGAUUCCUGAAUAAAUCGUGAUUAUGUCCACGAA
This is a messenger RNA of Bemisia tabaci, 1957 nucleotides long. RefSeq lists its product as uncharacterized. The record is from RefSeq and is a predicted model, not a curated record. Gene Ontology annotation, cellular component: membrane. Gene Ontology annotation, molecular function: store-operated calcium channel activity. Gene Ontology annotation, biological process: store-operated calcium entry. Lineage: Eukaryota; Metazoa; Arthropoda; Insecta; Hemiptera; Aleyrodidae.